AUGGAGGACGUAAGUCUUGAAUUUGGCCUCAAGAUCAACCGCAGUAAGACGAAAGUUAUGAUUGUCGACCGCAUGAACAACAACUUGCCAGAAGUUUCUAAAAUAGCAAACUGUGAAGUCGUCCAAUCAUACGUCUAUUUAGGAGCGUUGGUCUCGAACAAUGGAGGUUGCAUAGAUGAAAUUAAGCGACGCAUGGCGAUAUCGAGGUCCGCUAUGGAUAAGGAUAAUGCUUGUACCACAACAACAGGAGCCGCACCGCAUCUUUUUGCGACAGCAAUACAAUUCCUGGCAGCAACACAAUGUUAUACACCAGACAAAAUUUGUCCAGACGACGCAGCCCCUGAUCUGGAGACAUUCGAUUUCAUAGUUGUGGGCGCAGGAUCUGCUGGCAGUGUCGUAGCAAAUCGACUCAGCGAAAUAAGUCACUGGAACGUAUUGCUCCUUGAAGCUGGACCGGAACCACCUAUUGAAUCUGAUAUACCGAGCUUAGACGUUGAGAUGUACCAAAGCAAAUAUGACUGGCAAUAUGUUACAAAAAGUGACGGUGUAAGACAUCAAGGACUACAAAAUGGUACAGUACGAUGGCCUCGAGGAAAAAUGCUUGGCGGUUCCAGUUCAAUAAAUGCAAUGUUUUAUGUAAGAGGAAACGAUCAUGACUUUCAGUCUUGGUUUGAUGAGGGGAAUCCAAGCUGGUCACCGGAAACUGUGAACACAUAUUUCAAGAAAGCAGAAAAUUUGCAAGAUAUGCGACUUAACGAAGAUCUUGAAAUAUACGAAGCUUAUGGACAUGAUGGUCCACUUAUAAUAAAUACCUUUAAUACAUCAUAUGCAGAGCUAACUGAAAAAAUUUUAGAUUCUUGGGAUAGCAUUGGAGUCAAAAAGAUACCUGAUAUUAAUGCGGUCAAGUUCCAUGGAUAUGGAUUAAGUGCAAUAUCAAGAGCAACUGCUGCAAAUGGAGAACGACAAAGCACCUACAGAGCAUAUUUAAAAACAGCAAAUAGUAGACUAAAUCUCAAAGUUAUAACAAACGCAUUCGUGACUAAAAUUUUACUUGAUGAUAAUGCACAAGCGUACGGCGUCGAGGUGGAUGUAAAUGGAAAACAAAAACGAUUUUUUGCAGAUCUAGAAGUUAUUCUUAGUGCUGGAUCUAUAAACACGCCACAUCUAUUAAUGCUAUCAGGAAUUGGUCCUGCAGAACACCUAUUUUCAAAGAAUAUCUUAUGUAAAGUUGAUUUGCCAUAUGUCGGGCAAAAUUUGCAAGAUCACCCUUAUGUUCCUAUUCCAAUAUAUGGGGAUGAGCCGGGAACGGAAAAUAUAGCUGAAAAAAUGUUCGAUGUCUUAAAAUACCUACAUAAUAAAACCGGAUAUUUAGCACACGAAAAUAUAGUAAAUUUGAGUGCUUUUUUCUCCCGAUAUAAACACCUUGAUUAUCCUGAAUUUCAAAGUCACCUUUUAAUAUUCAGGCCAAACUCUUCUGAUGCUCGAACAUAUCUUAGCACAUAUAAUGAUGAUGUGGUAGAUUCUUUUACAAAAUAUAUUUCGGACAAGGCAUUAUACAUUUUUGCAUUGCACAUUUUACAUCCAUUUUCAAGAGGCAUGAUCUAUCUUAAUACGUCAAAUCCAUACGAUUAUCCAAUAAUUGAUGCUAAUUAUUUAGGUGACAACAGAGAUAUUCAAUCAUCAGUCGAUGGUAUAAAGAUAGUAACUAGCUUAAUAAACACUCCUUUUUUCAAAUCAAUUAACGCAUUUAUUCCUAAAAUUGAUUUGCCACAUUGUGUUGAAUAUGAGUUCCUAAGUGAUCUUUAUUGGAAAUGUUACUCAAUCCACAUGACUCAAACAGUUUACCAUCCAAUUAGUACAGCAAGGAUGGGUCCUGAUCCACGAAAUUCUGUAGUAAACAACUUCUUAAAAGUGCAUGGGGUGAAAAAUUUACGUGUUAUAGAUGCCAGUAUAAUGCCGUUUGAAACUAGCGGUAACACUAAUGCACCUACAAUCAUGAUUGGAGAAAUGGGAUCCGAUAUGAUCAAAGCUGAUUAUCUUACUAAAAAAUAA
This is a messenger RNA of Pararge aegeria (speckled wood butterfly), 2052 nucleotides long. RefSeq names its product glucose dehydrogenase [FAD, quinone]-like. NCBI's taxonomy places the organism in Eukaryota, Metazoa, Arthropoda, Insecta, Lepidoptera, Nymphalidae. The coding region runs from base 1 to 2052 and encodes 683 amino acids. The record is from RefSeq and is a predicted model, not a curated record. The transcript has 4 exons. Gene Ontology annotation, molecular function: flavin adenine dinucleotide binding; ecdysone oxidase activity.